AUGCCGAGCUUAGGAGGACUUCUGAAGAAGAGGCGAACGAAGGAUUCGCAAGAUCUCGGGGAGGAUUCCGCAUCCAUGCAAACACAAUCGCACGCUUCACCCUCGCACACGGGGACGCCGAACAAUGCCGCUAGCAUCGACAACAUCAUAAACCAGGAGGGCCAUGCGCAGCCCUCCCAGGCCCCCGAACCCCAGAAGCAGGAGCGCGUCACAAAGGGCAAGUACUCGCAGGAGGACUUCCAGCUCCAGCGCACGCUGGGCACGGGGAGCUUCGGUCGUGUCCACCUGGUGCAGUCGAAACACAAUCAUCGCUUCUAUGCGAUGAAGGUCUUGAAGAAGGCCCAGGUUGUCAAGAUGAAGCAGAUUGAACACACCAACGACGAACGCCGCAUGCUGAAUCGCGUUCGCCAUCCAUUCCUGGUCACCUUGUGGGGAACUUGGCAGGAUUCCCGAAACCUCUACAUGGUCAUGGACUUUGUCGAGGGUGGUGAGUUGUUCAGUCUCCUGCGCAAAUCACAACGAUUCCCCAACCCGGUGGCCAAGUUCUAUGCCGCUGAGGUCACUCUGGCGUUAGAAUAUUUGCACUCCCACCAGAUCAUUUAUCGUGAUCUCAAGCCUGAAAAUUUGUUGUUAGAUCGCCAUGGUCAUCUUAAGAUUACCGAUUUUGGUUUCGCUAAAGACGUCCCUGAUAUUACAUGGACCCUCUGCGGUACUCCAGACUAUCUGGCCCCGGAGGUUGUCUCCUCUAAAGGAUACAAUAAAUCAGUUGAUUGGUGGUCAUUGGGCAUCUUAAUCUUCGAGAUGCUGUGUGGAUUCACCCCCUUUUGGGAUAGCGGUUCGCCUGUCAAGAUCUAUGAGAAUAUCCUGCGGGGCAAGGUCAAGUAUCCUCCAUACUUGCACGCCGACGCAGUAGAUUUGCUUUCUCAGUUGAUCACGUCCGAUCUUACCAAGCGCCUUGGUAACCUGCACGGCGGCCCGGGUGAUGUCAAGAACCAUCCCUGGUUUGCCGAGGUCACUUGGGACCGAUUGGCUCGCAAAGAUAUCGAUGCACCAUACAUCCCGCCAAUUCGAGGCGGGCAAGGUGACGCGAGCCAAUACGACAAGUACCCGGAGGAGACGGAGCACUAUGGCCAGGAAGGGGAGGAUGCAUAUGGCCACCUCUUCCCCGACUUCUAG
This is a messenger RNA of Penicillium olsonii, 1176 nucleotides long. The record is from the annotation of a GenBank genome assembly. Lineage: Eukaryota; Fungi; Ascomycota; Eurotiomycetes; Eurotiales; Aspergillaceae.